AAUUUCAACUUAUCGCUUCGCCAGAUUCAAAUGAAAUUUCAAGCCAAAUUUCAGUAGAUUGAUGUCGUCAAAACCAUAGAAUUUCAUUUCUGAUGAACGAGCAUUUAUUUGAAAUUUUUUUUUGGCCAAUUUUUGGAUCCCCCUCUUUUGAAAACGUGAAAUUUUCAGGAGGGAGGAGGUUAUUGAACAAUUCAGCUUUGUUAUUGAAGAUAAUGAGCCAAAAAAGGAAAUAAACACAGAUCUGACAAACCCCGAAGGUAAAACCGAAGGGUCAGCAAACUUGGAACAAAAUUACAGUUCAUCAUCCAAAUCAGAUACCACAAAGCGAGUCCAACCUCCGUACCACAAAUAAUUAAGGCAACAUCUCCAGCACGGAGAUUCCCAAUUCCCAAUCAUCGAUUGGGGCAACCUCACGGCGUUUCCAAGAAGUCGAAGACACAAUUUCAUCCAAUCAUCAUCCUUCGAACGAACGGAAAAAAUGAAAUGAUAAUAAAGUUGCAUUUCUCAACCGGUGGUGAUUCAUUUAUUUCUUUUAUCUUUUCGAAUUACCGGAAUCAGGAAUGGAGAGAUCUUAGGUAAAUCCGCCUGCUCAGCCAUUCCUUUACAGUUUACACACACGAGGACCCAUGUCAGUUUGCAAACAGCCACAAACGAAUACACACACCAUCGGGCCCAUAGCAGAAUUUAAUUUUUUUUUUACCGUUAGUCGACAAUUAUGAAAUUUCACGUUGUGUUGCUGGUUGUUCAGGUUAGCUGGUGUUUACCAGUUGAGAGGACUGUUGGGCCUCCUCCAAAAAGUGCUCUGGAUUUUAUGAAACAAUAUGGAUAUCUGAAAGCGGACAAGGAGAAUUCUGCUGCUUUGUACACUGAAGAUGGGCUCAGUGAAGCUAUAAAAACCGUACAAAGAUUUGGGGCACUCAAAGAAACUGGUAGAUUGGAUAAUGCCACUUUAAAGCUCAUGUCGUCACCUAGAUGUGGUAACCCUGAUGUUCUACAUGGAAAAAGAUCCAAGAGAUUCGUAUUAGCCAAUGGAUGGAACAAAAGACAUCUUACCUACCAUGUAGCCAACUGGCCGUAUAAACUAGGAGAAGAGGCAGUUGCAAGACUGAUUGGUAAAGCCUUAAAAACUUGGGGAGAUUAUGGUAGACUGGAAUUCACAAGAAAACCAACCCCAGAUGCUGAUAUUAUAGUUUCGUUUGCUAGAGGUUACCAUAACGAUAUGUUCCCUUUCGAUGGACCUGGGUAUGUCUUGGCACAUGCCUUUUUUCCAAAUCCUGGAUCAGAUAUAGCUGGGGACAUUCAUUUCGAUCUUGAUGAAGAUUGGGUUGAAGCCAAACCCCAGGAGUUUUUGGAAAGUGGUACUGACUUCUACUCUGUAGCUUUACACGAAUUAGGACAUUCCCUUGGUUUGGCACAUUCGACAGAUGAAAACUCUAUAAUGUUUCCCUACUACAAAGGCACUGACGGAACCUCCGUUCAACUUGGCCAAGACGAUUUGAUGGCUAUGUAUCAAUUGUAUAUUCUUAGAUCAAUUCAGGAGCCUACCACUGAAUCAACCAGGAGGACCAAACCACCAAACACUAGAUCUCCAACCACAAGAACCAGACCUCGCGAACCUGCAACAAGGACUACACAAAGAGAAACAACUAGACUGUAUACAGAAAAUAAGCGCACAUAUAGUUGGAGGACAACGGAACCCACAGUUUCCACUCGUGCGCCACCUAACAGACCAACCUAUACAAACUCGAUGACACCAUCAACUCGCUAUCCAACAACUAGAACCAGAAGUACCACAUAUACCAGAAGAACAACCUAUACUACUCCAACUCCCUCAACAUUUUAUCCAACCACAAGUACUAGAAGGGAAUGGAUUACUAAAGAAACAAGUGCUAGUAGAUGGCACACUAUAACACCACCAAGCCGCAGGGAUCACACAAGUAGUUUUGGUACAUCAACAUCCAACUCGAGAUACGGUAGUACCGGUAGAGGUACGACUAGUCAUGAAAGUUCAGCUACGGUUAAUAGGAGACCAUAUUCUCCCUCGUGGUAUCCAAUAGGUUCGCAGAGUUCAACACCUCCACCGGAACCCAAUAUCUGCCAGGGGAAAUUCGAUGCUGUGGCAAAUCUACGAGGGGAAAUCUUCAUAUUUAAAGAUGAAUAUAUCUGGCGUCUUCAAGAUCUCAACAGAAGAGUCUCAGGAUAUCCGGUCCUGAUGAGACACAUGUUCCAAUAUCUUCCAGAGAAUAUAAAAAAAAUUGACGCUGCUUAUCAGAGAUCAGAUGGGAACAUGAUACUUUUUACAGGUGAUCUUUAUUGGGUAUACGACGGGACCAAUUUUAUUGAAAACAGUCCCAGGUCCUUGAUGGAUUAUGGUAUUCCUCAGGGAAUAGGUGGGAUAGAUGCAAUACAAACAUGGGAUAGGAACGGUAAAACCUACUUGUACAAAGGUGAUAGAUUUUGGAGGUUCAAUGAAACAAGUAAAACAAUAGACCCUGGUUAUCCCCAACCCAUAGAGAAAUGGGGUGGUAUCCCAAGUAACAUCGACGCAGCUUUAUCGUGGAAAGAUGGUAAAACGUAUUUCUUCAAAGAUGACCUGUAUUGGAUAUUAAACAACAGGGAUGGUAUAACGAGUGAUUCUCCCAGGUCUUCAACGAGAGAAUGGCUUGGAUGUCCCUGAAAAUAUUAGACUGAUUCAUUGGUGAUAACAUUAAGUGUUUUUUAUUUAUUAUAUUGUUCGAAUAAAAGUUGGAAUUGUU
Messenger RNA from Harmonia axyridis, 2756 nucleotides. Its product is annotated as matrix metalloproteinase-24-like. The transcript has 11 exons. Gene Ontology annotation, biological process: collagen catabolic process; proteolysis; extracellular matrix organization. Bases 716 to 2677 code for a protein of 653 amino acids. The record is from RefSeq and is a predicted model, not a curated record. Gene Ontology annotation, cellular component: extracellular matrix. Gene Ontology annotation, molecular function: metalloendopeptidase activity; zinc ion binding. Lineage: Eukaryota; Metazoa; Arthropoda; Insecta; Coleoptera; Coccinellidae.